Nasonia vitripennis (jewel wasp) is the source of this 1633-nucleotide messenger RNA. RefSeq names its product tRNA selenocysteine 1-associated protein 1 (gene Secp43). Gene Ontology annotation, molecular function: RNA binding. NCBI's taxonomy places the organism in Eukaryota, Metazoa, Arthropoda, Insecta, Hymenoptera, Pteromalidae. The coding region runs from base 237 to 1121 and encodes 294 amino acids. The record is from RefSeq and is a predicted model, not a curated record. The transcript has 5 exons.
GGUAUCCAGAUGGCGUUGAUACACUCCGGCUGUUUUGUAUAUACAUAAUUCCACGCAAGUACGAAAAAAUUGUUGACAAACAAGCGCAUGAAUUGAUUUUGCAUCUAAUCAUUAUUAUUUAAUAUAAUUUAGUAACCGUAUAAGACUUUGAUGAGCUCAAAUUUUGAGUGCUCAAGUAGUUUUAACUUUUAAAACUGUAUAAGUUUACGUAAUUAUCAACGAAGACUGUGCUACCAAUGUCUGGGCCAAUGGUUUUAUGUCAACUAUGGAUGGGAGGCCUUGAGCCAUACAUGACAGAAAGUUUUGUUAUGAAUGCAUUUCACAAAAUGGGCGAACAGCCACAAACAGUUAAAGUUAUGAGAAAUCGGUAUACAGGCGAACCAGCUGGUUACUGUUUUGUACAUUUUCCAACUGAUGAAAUGGCACUUGAUGCCAUGCAUAAAUUAAAUGGAAAAAUCAUUCCAGGAUCAAAUCCACAAGUAAGGUUUCGAUUGAAUCACGCCAGCACAACAGGAAAACCUGCAGCAGAGAGGGAAUAUAGCAUUUGGGUUGGAGAUCUUUCAACAGACGUUGAUGAUUAUUCAUUGUACAGAACAUUUGCUGCAAAGUACAAUUCUAUCAGGACAGCUAAGGUAAUAUUGGAUAGUUCAGGCUUCAGCAAAGGUUAUGGUUUUGUUAGAUUUGCCAAUGAAGAUGAACAGAAGGACAGUUUGGUCACCAUGAAUGGGUAUAGAGGUCUUGGAACAAGAUCUUUGAAAAUUUGUAAUGCUGUGCCACGUCCUUGGAACAAAGUGUCAGAUUCAAAUUCUGCUCCAUCAUCCUCUGACUAUGCAUCAGGCAUGUCUUCCGAGUCUUAUAACUACUAUGACACAUCUUCAUACUGGAACAGUUAUAGUGCCUGGCAACAAGGUUAUUAUGAAAGCGAACCAACUUCAGAUGGAUAUAGCAAUUAUACAUCUGAUCGUAAGCCUGAAGAAGAUGAACUAGAACUUAUCGAGCAUUCAAUUCCUGUGGACGUUGACAAGUUAAACAGAGAAAUAAUUGAACAAGAUUACAACCUGUGGGAUGCUUUGGAGAGUUCAAAGUGGAUUCCCUGUGAUACUCUAGAAUUAUGCUAUUGAUAUUGGGAUGCCACAUACACGUAAAAGUCAUUAAUUGUAUGAAUACCCUAAAAGUAAAUGGAAGGGAGAAAUACUUAACAUCGGAAAAACCAGAGACGAAAAAUAACCAGUUCGAAGCUCAAUGCUAAUGUAUAUUUUUCGUCUUCAUUUAAAGCAUAAUUAAUUGCUGCUGUACAAAAAAAUUUAUUUUAAACUUUUCUACUUAUUUCAUUAUUGUUAUCGUCAGUCUCUACGUGUUAUUAUAUACAACUCCCUGAUGAUCAAUAUUUACUUCCAGCUUUUACUUCUCCACUACAUUAUAUGGUAUUUUUCAUCAAUUUAAAUAUGAUGUAUUUAUUCUAUACAUAGCAAGUUUGUACAAUAAAAAUACAAAAUAAUACUGAGAAACUGAUGAUUUCAAAAAUUAUGAAUCAUUGUAGAUUUAGUUAUUUAAGUAUUCAUCUAUAAUAAGUAAUCUGAAGACAUUGCUCAGGAUAAACAUGGUACCAAUAAAAUCUUCUUUAAAUGGUAAA